Erpetoichthys calabaricus (reedfish) is the source of this 1753-nucleotide messenger RNA. RefSeq names its product heat shock 70 kDa protein 12A-like. Lineage: Eukaryota; Metazoa; Chordata; Cladistia; Polypteriformes; Polypteridae. The coding region runs from base 23 to 1717 and encodes 564 amino acids. The transcript has 5 exons. Gene Ontology annotation, molecular function: ATP binding; ATP-dependent protein folding chaperone. The record is from RefSeq and is a predicted model, not a curated record.
UCCUGUCAUCCCUGCCAGUACAAUGUCAGAUACUCUCCUGAUUGUAGCCAUAGACUUUGGUACAGCAUUCAGUGGCUAUUGCUACAGCGUCAAUUCAAAGAGAGAUGUUAACAGCAAAGUAAAUAAAGUGACUUGGGAUAGAGAGUAUGGAUUCAGAAGUCCCAAAACUCGAACCUGUGUCCUUUUUAAUAAACAUGAAGAAUUUGAAAAAUUUGGCUUGGAUGCACUGCUUUGCUACACAAGGAUGGGAGCAAGAGAAGCCACUGAAUUCUACUUCUUUGAAAAUUUUAAGAUGAAGCUAUACAAAAAGGAUAUUUCAAAAACUCUGAUGAUCUCAGCACAAAAUGGAAAGCAGAUGCCUGCCUUGAAGGUUUUUUCUGAGAGCCUACGCUACCUGAAGGACCAUGCCUUGAAGACUUUCACUUCUGAUGAUGUGACCUGGGUGCUGACAGUACCUGCCAUCUGGGACAAUGCAGCCAAGGAGUUCAUGCGGCUGGCAGCUGAGAAGGCUGGACUGAUACAUAACACAUUCUCAAAGAAUUUAAUCAUCGCUCUGGAACCUGAAGCAGCAUCUUUGUCCUGCAAACAACUGCCCAGCAAAGGCUUUCUAGCAGAAGGAACGAAUGACCUAAAAAUGGAGCACAAACCAGGAAUGCAGUAUAUUGUUGUUGACUGUGGAGGUGGAACCAUCGAUCUUGCUACUCAUGAAGUCCUUGAGGAUACAUAUUUAAAGGAAUGCUGCAGCCCAUCUGGAGGACCAUGGGGAAGUUGUAUGGUGGAUGAUGAGUUUAGAGCCUUCCUGGAAGAGCUAUUUGGCGUACACUUGUGGCAGGAGUAUAAAAAGAAUUAUCCAGCAGGACUCCAGAAGAUGAUGCAUGACUUUUCAAUUCAGAAAUGUACUGAAAAAAGUGAGGUAUACAUUGCAUGCCCAUACAAUUUAAUAAAAAUGGCAGCAGAGAAGCAAGAAAUAUCUCUUUUUUUUAAGAAUGAUGGAGCCACCUGGAGUGAUGGAUGCAUUAAACUCAGUGAUGCAAAACUAACCAGCUUCUUUCAUAAUAGUACAGAAAAUAUUAUUAGAGAGAUCCAAAAAAUUUUGGACACUCCUGAGAUUAACAUCGAGUGCAUUCUGCUAGUGGGAGGCUAUGCCACCAGCAGUCGGUUGAAAGAUAAGGUUAGGGGAAAAUUUGAAAAACGGUGCAAAGUUCUGUGUCCCGAUGAUCCUCAGUAUGCCAUUAUGAAGGGGGCAGUUAUAUUUGGAAAUAACCCUACCCUAAUCAGGUCCAGAGUCUGUGCUCUGACAUAUGGUAUAAUGACCACCGAGACAUUUGACCCAAAGAAACAUGACAAACAAAAACUUCGAGUUAACAACCAAAAAGAUUAUAUAUACUGUAAAGAUAUUUUUUUUAAAUUAGCGGAAAAAGGCAAAAAUAUAGAAAACAAUGAAAAAGCAGUACAUUAUCUAAUGCCAAUAGAUGAUGGCCAGGAGAAAAUGAGCUUUCGUUUUUUUACUACAAAACAAUGUAACGUUACUUAUACUGAUGAACCUGGAGUAAAACAAAUUGGCUCCUUUACUGUGCCCUUGCCUAAAGGCUAUACAAAGCACAAUGUCGAAGUGAGGCUAGACAUUGAAUUUGGUUCUACAGAAAUAAAAGCAACUGCAACAGAACAAAUUUCUCAAACGAAAAGGGAAAUCAAAUUAGAUUUCUUAACAGAGUAAGAAAAGAUGAUUAACUUACAGGAUAGUUUAGGCAGU